Molecule: messenger RNA, 1104 nt
Organism: Bolinopsis microptera
Lineage: Eukaryota; Metazoa; Ctenophora; Tentaculata; Lobata; Bolinopsidae
Product: kelch domain-containing protein 10-like
Exons: 1
Coding region: 22-1104 (360 amino acids)
Biological process (GO): positive regulation of stress-activated MAPK cascade
Molecular function (GO): protein binding
Source: RefSeq, a predicted model, not a curated record
CAGCAGGUAGGAUGGAUUGAUAUGAAAGUGUCAGAGAUACCAGUUAAAGACCCGUUCCCAACUCCAAGGAGUGGUCAUCGUUUAGUCGCAGUUCAAGACAAACUUGUGCUUUUCGGUGGCUACACACAUAGACCUAUUACUGGAGGAGAAAUUAAGAAGGAAGUGUGGUGCUACAAUGUCAAUCCUGGAUCUUGGAAACUUCUAUACACAUCGGAAGAAAACUUCCCUGCUUCAACAGCUUCCUGUGCUGUUAUAUCACAUGGCACCAAAAUUUUCGUUUUUGGAGGAUCCGGGGUGAGUUUUGGUUUUUCAAAUAGUGAUAAGCUUCACAUCUUAGAUUUGGUGACUCUCAAAUGGGAAGUUAUAACGUUCAAUGGAAACGUUAUUGAAGGUGGCUAUGGUCAAAGUAUUUCAAUAUCAAGUGAUGGGCAUCUGUAUAUUUAUGGUGGCUGUGACGGGUUUCAUUACUUCAAUACCAUGAAUAAGAUAUCCAUGGAUACUUGGCACAAUUCAACUUAUUACAGAAAUGACUUUCUUGGUCGAUACAGGCAUGAAUCUGUUGAUCAUAAUGGGAUGAUAAUGAUCUUUGGAGGAGGAUGUCCUCAACCAACCGAAGAUUUAGGAACAAUACCAUUUUUCUGCACCAAAACGAACAGCUGGAAAGUUAUGAAAGCAAAGUCAGGUCAUAACCCUCCGGGUAGAGUGGCUCACUCCUGCAACAAAAUAGGUAAUUUCAUCGUUGUAACCGGAGGACAAGCCCAAAUAGAGACUCCAGCAGUAGGCACUCAAAAUUUUGCUCUCAGUGAUAUCUGGUUUCUAGAUCUUGUAUCUUACAUGUGGACACCUGUAAAGGCUACUCUUCCCAAAGGCAUAUUCUUUCACUCAGGAGCAGUUGGUGGAGACAACUGUUUGUACACCUUUGGAGGGUCUACUUACAAUACACAGGGGUCUGUAGACCGGCUAAAUGUUUUGUAUAAAGUUAAUAUCUUUGUUCCUCCAUUAGUUGAAUUAGCUUGGAAAGUAUUUCAUCAGAACUUUAAGCACAUACCAAGGUUAACCAUGGUUAAUCUUGGGGUACCGAUUUAUCUUGUUCACAGGGUUUAA